Penicillium macrosclerotiorum is the source of this 1278-nucleotide messenger RNA. Its product is annotated as SYLF and SH3 domain-containing protein. Gene Ontology annotation, biological process: actin filament bundle assembly; actin cortical patch localization. The coding region runs from base 1 to 1278 and encodes 425 amino acids. The transcript is spliced from 4 exons. Gene Ontology annotation, cellular component: actin cortical patch. Gene Ontology annotation, molecular function: phosphatidylinositol binding; actin filament binding. The record is from RefSeq and is a predicted model, not a curated record. Lineage: Eukaryota; Fungi; Ascomycota; Eurotiomycetes; Eurotiales; Aspergillaceae.
AUGCCUCUCGGGAUCCAUAACCCGCUGCCGGCGUCUUUGAGCAGUACGUACCUUGUUGAUGGCUCCCCUCCCUGCUUCCCCGCAAUCGGUGAAUGCAAGAAGGCGGCCAAGAUCUUGACCUCCUUCGUGGACCCCAAGCAGGCUUUUGGUCCAGACAAGGUUAUUCCGCCGGAAAUUCUGGCGGGGGCAAAGGGCCUUGCAAUUCUCACCGUGCUGAAAGCGGGAUUUAUUGGCUCCGGUCGAUUCGGCUCCGGUAUCGUCGUCGCCCGUCUCGCAGAUGGCUCCUGGUCGGCCCCCUCCGCAAUUAUGACCGCCGGCGCCGGCGUGGGUGGACAGAUUGGUUUCGAGCUGACAGAUUUCGUUUUCAUUCUCAACGACGCUGCUGCCGUCCGCACAUUCUCACAAUUCGGAACCCUUACAUUGGGUGGAAAUGUCUCACUCGCCGCGGGUCCAGUCGGCCGCAAUGCAGAGGCGGCAGGUGCGGCUAGCACAAAAGGCGUGGCUGCUAUCUUCUCCUACUCGAAGACCAAGGGUCUCUUUGCUGGUGUCAGUUUGGAAGGUAGUAUGUUGGUUGAGCGCAAGGAUGCCAAUGAGAAGAUGUAUCAAAGCCGCAUCAGCGCGAACCAGCUUCUCAGCGGUACAGUACGACCACCACCGUCCACCGACGCGCUGAUGCGCGUCCUGAACUCUCGCGCCUUCCACGGAACCGCGGGCAGCCCAUAUUCGGGCGAUUCCAUGUACAAUGAUAUGCCUGUCUACGACGAUAGCCAUGACAAUGUGGUUUGGGAGGGACGAACGGGCGAUGCUUAUGGCGAAGGCGUGCGGAACUCCCGUAGCCGCGCCAACACCGCUGAUGACUAUGAAUACCGUGACAAGCCCCGUCGCGCAAAUACCUGGGCUGACGAUGUAUAUGAUCGGCCCGCCGGGGGUCUUGGGCGUUCGGCAACUACGCGCGCCCCUCCGACCGACUACGAGCUUGGACGCAACCGGAGCAAUACUUUGGAUGCGGAUGAUUAUUCCUACUCCGAUCGUCGACCGACCCGCCCGUCCGCACCUAAGCCGGUCUUUGGGCAACGGACAGGUCAGGGUGCUGGUCUUCGAUCGGACCAGGCAAUAGCACUGUAUACGUUUGAUGCGGACCAAGAAGGAGACUUGGGGUUCAAGAAGGGUGAAGUGAUCACGAUCAUUAAGCGAACGGAGAAGGCGGAAGAUUGGUGGACUGGCCGAAUUGGAGACCGCGUCGGCAUUUUUCCUAGCAACUACGUUGACUCUUCUUGA